Messenger RNA from Ilex paraguariensis (yerba mate), 192 nucleotides. The record is from the annotation of a GenBank genome assembly. Lineage: Eukaryota; Viridiplantae; Streptophyta; Magnoliopsida; Aquifoliales; Aquifoliaceae.
GAGCGCUUUUGUAGAGAUUGCGCCCACGUCUACCAACAGCCCAUGAUGCAAAUGAUGGAUCAGAGUUACAUGCGGCGGAGGUCGCAACACAUGAUUCUCCCCAAGAUUGCUCCUACAUUAGAUUCAAAGUUGUACAUGCUUAUUCCAUUAGCCCUUCCUCAGCAAGCUCAUGUGAAAUGCGCUACAUGUUGA